AUGUCUAUAUUCACAAAAUUAAUACUUAUUUCUUGUUUUUUAAGUAUUCUAAAUCUUGUUGAGUCAAAAACAUUGAGAUCAAGACAAGCAGUAAAAAUAGAUGAAAAAGUAAAAGAGGCGGUAAUAGAUCUUAAUAGUAAUAGAAUAUCAGGCUUCAAAAUUAAGUAAGGAUUAGAUUAUGACAUUGAAUUAGUAGAAACAUACUCAACUGAGCAAGAUAUUUAUGAAAUAGUUUUGAACGAAGAGUAAAAAUAAUCUUCUAUUUACGUUUUUUAUGUAAGCUAUGAAACUGAUGAAAUUCCUCCAAGGACAUUUUCCAAAAGAAUAUUACUAUGCUUUUUACCACCUAAAGAUAAAUUGGCUAAUAAAAUGAAAUCUGCUAAAGCUUGCGUUGAUUUUCGUAAUUCGUUUAAUACAUUGAAAAUAGAAAUUGAUAGAAUAGAUCAUUCAACAAGAUCUGAAAUCAUAAGUGAGAUCAAAAAUCGUAAGUGA
Tetrahymena thermophila SB210 is the source of this 492-nucleotide messenger RNA. RefSeq lists its product as hypothetical. The transcript has a single exon. The record is from RefSeq and is a predicted model, not a curated record. Lineage: Eukaryota; Ciliophora; Oligohymenophorea; Hymenostomatida; Tetrahymenidae.